This is a messenger RNA of Eufriesea mexicana, 1610 nucleotides long. It is a transcript of the gene prel, whose product is annotated as preli-like. The record is from RefSeq and is a predicted model, not a curated record. The coding region runs from base 50 to 766 and encodes 238 amino acids. The transcript has 4 exons. Gene Ontology annotation, cellular component: mitochondrial intermembrane space. NCBI's taxonomy places the organism in Eukaryota, Metazoa, Arthropoda, Insecta, Hymenoptera, Apidae.
CUGUCUUAACUUUAUUCCUUGGUUAGGAUAAAUUAUAGUAGUCAACAGAAUGGUUAAAUACUAUGAAAAUAGUAUAAUUUUUCAAUUUAAUUGGACUCAAGUGGCAUAUGGUUUUUGGCAGAGAUAUCCGAAUCCUAACAGUACCCAUGUACUUACAGAGGAUACAGUAUCGAGGAAGGUUAAAAAUGGUAUAUUAUACACAACACGACUAUUGACAAAAACCAACAGAGUGCCUAAAUGGGGAGAGCGAUUUAUUAAUAAAAAUUCGGUAAAAAUUAUUGAGGAGAGUAUGGUGGAUCCUAAAACAAAAACUUUAACGACAUAUACAAGAAAUUUAGGUUACACUAAAGUCAUGAGUAUUACGGAGAAGGUUGUUUAUAAGGUUUGCGAAGAAAAUCCUAAUUGGACAGUAGCAAAGAGAUCAGCAUGGAUCGAUAGUCAAGUGUUUGGAUUUAGUAGAGCUAUUCAGGCAUUUGGUUUGGAUAGGUUUAAAAAGAAUUGUACUUCAAUGUAUAACGGAUUUAAUUACGUUUUAGCGCAUAUGUUCCCACAUACGGCACAGUAUAUGAAUCCAACGCUUUCUCAAAUGGGUUUUGCUCAUCUAGUCGACGAAGGAGUUGGAACAAAGACCAGUCUCGCGGAAGAUAUACAACAUUCAUUACAAGGUAAAGCGGAAAAGGUAAAGGAUGCUGCGAAAAAAGCAACUGAUUUAGCCAAAAAAAAGGCUGGAACAGUUUAUGCUGCAUAUCAGCCUGAACAGUCGUAAAUAAAACGACAUUGUUGGCAUGAACGACGAUCCAAGAUACUCGAUGAAUAGAGAAAAUCAAAAAAUUAAAAAAAACUAAAAAUAAUGUCAAAAUGGAAGCAAUGGAUAAUCUCCUUGACCGAAUCCUUGGUAAAUUGGGCGAGUGAAUAAGGUGAAAUUGUUGAUAGUUAUUUGGCAGCGUUCAGAUUUAUUUUCAUAUUCGGACAAACAGGAAAAUGGAAAUUUUAUUUAAAAGACUCCACAACGAUAGUUUAGCACAAUGUUGUAUCAACGUUAUCAUUCCUGCAAACUGCCAAUUCAUGUUUCACUUUUAACAUUCAUAUAAGAUAUAUUUGAAUUAUGCACGGCAAUAUAUUUUUAAAUGUAUGGCCAAACAAUGUUACAGUUGAUCUAUACCAUAAUAUUCGAAGCGAAUAAAAUUGGAAUCGUACCGUUUGAAGUAUUUUCAUGCUUGGAAUAUACGUUUUGCUUCGACGGUGUUUAAACGUGAUUAUAUUACACGCUAAAAAACUAAGAGAUGAAAUGAAUUAGAUUCGUAAAAUAUAAAGAUGAAAAUUAAGAAUCGUAGGUAACACGUCGCAACGAUAAUGUGUACGUGUGUUGCGUCUGAUAAAUAUGUUUUUUAUCGAAACGAUUCAAAUUUAUUCUGCAACACUUUAUGUCGCUAUUCGAUGCUUUUCGUACAUAAUUGUAAAACUAGAAUUGCACUCGCAUUAAAAAAAUAUUUGUGCAAAAUUCUUUUUAGUUGUAUACAAAGCGUGUGAGUACACGCAAAAUUGAAAUGUCUCGUUGUUUAAAUAUUUCAUGUAGUAAGGAAAAUUGUAUAAAUUGUAGUUAGAGAGAG